Molecule: messenger RNA, 1833 nt
Organism: Pseudocercospora fijiensis CIRAD86
Lineage: Eukaryota; Fungi; Ascomycota; Dothideomycetes; Mycosphaerellales; Mycosphaerellaceae
Exons: 3
Coding region: 769-1833 (354 amino acids)
Source: RefSeq, a predicted model, not a curated record
UUGUAGCUCCUUUGGAAGGAAGUGCGGAGAUCACUGAGGACAACAGGACUGAAGCUGGAAAGCCAUUUAGGAUAUAUAUAUCCAUUGCAAGGUCUUCACUCCCGGUCGAAUUCCUUGGAGCCCAUGCUCUUAUCUGGCUUUCUGGGGUUUCGGCUGAGGGUUUGUGAGGAUCAUGUCUGGACUUCUGGCUCCUGGGGGCAUUCUGCGCACAUAGGCUCAAGGGCUGUCACGAGCCGUGACUACUAGGCUUUCUGAGGACUGAGAACUUGUCGGGCCGACCUCGGGAGCUGCAAUGCUUUUUUGGAUAUAUGUAUGAUCUACGGUCUUCGCACUUGCACGAUCUGCUCUUCUCCAUCGAACUCUUGUCCCGGCUCUUAAUUCUUCGCAAGUGUCUAUUCCAUCUUCAGGUUUUACUGGUCGGAAUCGUCGCUGGACAACAAUUUGGGCUAUUGCUUUGGCGACAGUUGAUCUGCUGAAUUCUUGACUGGACAGAGCUUCCCCUGGGCGUCUUUUACCCUCUUCGCUCAGACUGCUGGGCAAAAUUUAAGAACAAGGACGGAGAUGAAGUGGGCGGAUUACUGGCGGUCGAUAGCAUGCGUCCCAUCUGUAGUCACCAGUCUCCAACGGCGGUAUGGAUCUCGUACCAAGCAUCGAUUUCUGGCCAACAGACCAUUCGCUUUCCAUCACGAAUGAGCAAACAGCCGGAGAUAUAAAUAUCUGAGUCGGUAUCAAAAUGGCUUGCUUAAGGAUCUUCCCGCUAAUCAACGAAUGCUUGGUCGCCGGGUGUUUAUGCGGCACUAUGGUCAUGAACCAGGCGAAGUCGCAACCCUUGACGCACCGAUACGCUCAAAGUCCACACGAACUGCGCCUACCCGCCAGAAUCCCGGCGCUUCCUACAUCGAUGCCCUCCAUCUCAGACUACCCGUGGAAUUGUGGAACUCAGUCUUCUCUUCUCUCCCUGCAGAGGAGAUUAGAGAGCUCAGGACUCAGAGCUUCGGUCUUCGUGACCUCAUCGAUGCCAACCAAGAAGCUAUCGUUCGAGGCAUCACAGAGACCGCGUUAACAAGGCUAGUCAGAGAGACGGAAGAAGCCAACUCUCUGUCGCCUGGAUUCGUUAGAGCUUUACGCAAAUGGCUCGACAGGAACGGCAUCUGUGAGAAAUGCUAUAGUGCUGCACACUACGAUGACUUAGCUGCAUUCAUCUGGCACUGGUCUCGUCGAAUAUCCCCUAUACUGACGACGGAGCAGCAGCCGAGCAGAGAAGACUUCGAAAUCAUGAAUACAGCUUGUCGAUACAUCAUCGCGCUAGAGUCGAUGCCUCUACAAUGUGACCUCGCGAGGAGAGUGCAGUCCACAAGACAGUACGUCAACCAGCUACAAAGGAUUCUAUCACAACGUCAAGAUCUGUUUGCCUUCAAAGGGAAAGAUGAAAUCUACUCUCUUCUAGAUCGCCUCGAAUACCAGCCUCAACCAUACCCUUACGACCUACUUUGCGGAGGCAAUCACAUUACCCCACCGAUGACUAAUUCCGAAUUGUUGGAAAACCAUUCCGGGCAUGAGGAUGAGACUCCCGAGGUUAUUUCCCUCGUGCCAUUGCGAAAUAAUGCAAAGGUCGUCGAAUUUGAGUGCGACAUCGAUCGCGACGAAGCACUGCAAAGACUCCAUCUCGCGCUCGGCAUACCGCGACUUGUGGAAAGUGCACCGGGAACCUACUAUUCUCGCAGAACUGCGAGAUGGGUCAUGAAAAUGGUCAGACGCAUCACAUCGGGCGAGGCUCUUGAGUUCGACUCAUUGGAUAAGGCGUGCAUGCUGGAGGCCAUCAAGGUCAUUUGA